AUGUCCAUCUCCAACGAACCCCAACCUCCAUACCCUCUUCAUGACUCGGUGAAAGACCUUUUGGACCCGGAGUAUGUGAAGUUUUACAACCAGCAUGUCAUCAAUUUACAACAGGUUCAUCUUCAGCCGGUUGAGGCCUCGAGAACUGGCGGCGUCCUGAUUCCCGGGGGUGGCCCGCUGCUCGACGUCGGAAAGACGGAAGAUAUCACCAUCCAGCGACGAGAAACAGAAGGCCCAGAGAUCCUACUGCGGGCGUUCAUUCCCAAGGGAGAAAAGCCUGCGUCGGGAUGGCCGGUAAUGCUCUAUUUCCACGGAGGUGGUUGGGUUCUUGGGAACAUCAAUACGGAGAACCCCGUAUGUACCAAUCUGUGCGUGCGGGGAAACUGCGUUGUCGUGACGGUUGACUAUCGGCUUGCCCCCGAAAAUCGUUGGCCAGCUGCCGUACACGACUGCUGGGAAGCUUUGCUCUGGCUCUUGGCCGAUGGUCCCUCGAGACUUCCCAUCGACAUCUCCAAGAUGGCCACUGGAGGUUCUUCUGCUGGUGGGAACCUCGCCUCGAUCAUCACGCACAAGGCGCUCACGUUAUCCCCUCCCGUACACUUCCUUGCGCAGUUACUCUCGGUCCCAGUCGCAGAUAACACAGCUACGGUGGAGAACAAUGAGUCCUACCGGCGAUAUGAACGCACGCCAGCCCUUCCGGCUCCUAAAAUGUUGUGGUAUCGCAACCAUUACCUUCCUGACGAGGCGGAUUGGGCCAACCCCGAGGCGAGUCCGCUGUUUUAUCGGGGAGACUGGUCACAACUUCCGAGGGCAUUAGUAAUGGUGGGCGAGCUGGACGUUCUCCGAACGGAAGGGGAGCAAUAUGCGGAUAAGUUGAAAAAGGCUGGCGUGCAGGUGGAUCUGCAAGUGAUGAAGGGAAUGCCGCAUCCAUUCCUGGCGAUGGAUGGGGUGCUCCAGGAGGGAAAGAGGUCGAUCACAUUGAUGUGUGAUUUGCUGAAGGAGGUCUUUUAG
Aspergillus affinis is the source of this 1011-nucleotide messenger RNA. Its product is annotated as alpha/beta hydrolase. NCBI's taxonomy places the organism in Eukaryota, Fungi, Ascomycota, Eurotiomycetes, Eurotiales, Aspergillaceae. The coding region runs from base 1 to 1011 and encodes 336 amino acids. The record is from RefSeq and is a predicted model, not a curated record. The transcript is spliced from 2 exons. Gene Ontology annotation, molecular function: hydrolase activity.